AUUUGGUGUGCGAAUGAUUCGCAACUGAUCACCCACCUAAAUAAGUGUGAGUAUAGGAAAUUAAUCAAAUCAUAAUCCACUCACAUUAAUCAUCCACCUACAAUAAUUUAAAUUAUUUUGGGACGGAUGGAAGAAGUCAUACCGCAAUUUAACCUCCCACCUAACCAUCCAAUUAAACAAAACAAAUGAAUUAUAUUAGUAUAUUUAUAUAAUGGGACAGCUGACAGUUAGUAGAUAUCAAUUUGUCUUAUUUUCAUAUUGUACUUACUUAAUUCGGCAAUUAUCCUGAUCCAGGGAUUAAUCGCCACAGUAUGAGCUUUUGAAAUACAGAAACAUGCAGGCAUAUAUGUAUUAGUAUUAUAUAUAAUGGGCAAGACCUAAGAAGGCAUGUUAGUAGAUAUCAACUUUGUCUUAUUUUCAUUUGUGCUUUACUUAAUUCGGCAAAUAUUCCUCAUCCAUGGAUUAAUCGCCACAGUUAACAUUUUUCCAUGUUGAGCGGAUGGUCACCAUCGCACAACUAAGGGUAAAUUGGAUAUGAAAAUUAAAUAUUUAUUACUAGGUCGUAUAAACAAUACUACUAUAAAAUAAAAUAAAAGAUCAAUACCAAAUUAUAAAAAAAUAUGACCAUUUCACAAACACCAAAUCUAUGCGAAAAAUUCCGCGGUUCAGACGGACGGAUACCAAUCCAUCGGGAACCAAAUAUCAGUUUAGCCGAACGGAUACCAAUUGAUCCAACACGAAACAAUAUCAGUUCAGAUGGACGGAUAGAUAGUUAUUUAUUGUGUAAACAAAACGUACAAUAUUGAACAAAACAAUAUCAAUCUAAUGACUUAAGGACAACACACAAACUGAAAGGAGGGAUAAUAAUUUUACUAUGCAUCAAUUAAACAAACAUAUCACACAAGCGUUUCAUCAUAUAAGUUUGAAUAAAAAUUCCUAAAUUGUGAACUAAAUUGUCGAGAAUCUCAUCAAGUUGCAUUACAGAAAGACUUUGUAAGGUCUAUUAUAUUUUAUAUAACAGUUUAAUCAAAUGUGAUAUUUUUUUUAUUACUUGAUUCGCUUAUCAUCAACUAAGAUUAAUUUUUUGUUACCUCCUAUAUUCAACAUCUUAUCAAUUUGCAUUACAUAAAUUAAAGCUAUUAUAAGAUAUAAGUUAAUCCUACACAAUAGUUUGAUCAAAUUGAGAUCUAUAAUCAAUGUGGCUAUCAUGUUUUACUAUUUUACAUUUAAUAAAUAUGAACACAGACAUAUAUUACACACCAGACGUACGCUUGCCUUUUCCAUGUACAUAAUACGUUUUGAGUAACAACACCAAAAUGUGAUAUUCAAAGGAAAUAGUUCCUAGCUAAUGUUGUAAUCACUCUACUUUUCUAUUUUGGGCGAUACACUACACCCGAGUAUAUAUAUACACACUUAAAUGUACAUUUUUUUUUGUAGUGUACGUAGAGUCCAAACAAUCUUCUAGCGCACAAACAUUGUACUUAUAGACCAACAUUUAGUCAUUUACAACAACGUUAAGUACGGUGUUGGUUUGUUCCUGGCUCAGGAAUGUUCUGCCGAAUUGGUCCAACUAUAUAUAUAAAUAAAUAGAACUGAUGAUUGAAUUACAUGCAAUAGGUAAAAUAUUACUUUAAUUUGCAUAUACAAAAAAAUGGGUUCAUCGUCAUCAUUAUGUUCUGCCGUAUUGCUAGUACUCGUCAUCACGUCGCUCGGAAUUCGUACGACGACGGCGCAGGAAAUGGAAUUUCUAUGCAACAGCGAAAAGUUCCCCCUCGACGAUCCAAAGCGCGUUUGUACAUAUCACAUGCUCGACGAUUUGCUUGGAUGGGGGGCCGAGCCGGAGGACGGCAGAUGGUACGACAGUUGGGACUGCGAGGACGGCCGGAGUACCAUCUACGGUUUCCGGUACUCCGACCGGAGCGUCGGCCGUUGCAUCGGGACGGCCAAGGACAUCCUCCAGAACCGGCAGUGCCGCGGCCACAUCGGAGGUCGGGCGUGGGGCGUGGGGUGUUACAUGAGGUUUGAGAUUGUCCCUUUUGAUGUAGACGACGACGAAUAAACGAUGAUACAACUGUUGGGAUGAAUAGCUUUUUUUUUUCUGUUCGAUUUCGAAUAACAACAAAAAAAAAUGUGUCGUAUGAUAGGGUUAGGUUUGGUUCCUUUUGAAGUUUUGAAUUGUUGCAUUUGAGUCGCUUGUAUCGCGCGCGCGUUGAGUGAGUGGGUUGAGAGUUUCCAGCUCGAGUAGAGAGUUGAGUUAUUUAACAAAUUAGAGUUUAGGAUUGUUGAUGGACUGAGUAUUUGUUAUUUUCUUUUCGUUUAAAUAAAGUUUCGUGAGUAUUCCUGCAUUUGAUGUGUACAUUGUUAUGGUGCUUGCCGAGGAGGUGGCAACGGCGAUGAUCAUUUGGACCGCGGUGAAGUAGGAAGGGAGUCAAGGAGUGAAGGGAGGGAAAAUUACAGAGAAGAGGGGCAAGGAUUUUGCAACAUCAAGAUGCUUUUCUGAUCAAUUAGUUGUUGUCCACUUUGGAUUUACUCUUGCACGGUUUUGAUUUUAGUGCAAAUUAAUGGUGAUUUAUCGGGAGGUCAUCCAUCUUUGCACUUAUUGUUUUUUUUUUAAAUAGAAUUUGUUAUUUAAGAAUCAUGGAUCUCUUACGUGUUUAAUCGAUAUGAGAUCUGUCGAAAUUGGGCAGCUCAAUUAGUAUAGUACAAUAUUGUCCGCUUUGGGCCAAGCCCGCACGGAUUUAAUCUUGGGUGUCCUCCCUAAAAGGCCUCGUACUAAUGGGCUAGGUGGACACUAAUAUACAAGGGUUUCUUCCCUUGUAUUUUCGAUGUGGUACUUGGAUUGUUCCAUAACAAUCCUCCCCUCAAGCCCAGGACCUCAUACUAAUUGGGUUAGCCGUGGACUCUGAUAUAAAAGGGUUCCUUCCCUUGUAUUACCGAUGUGGUACUUGGAUUAUCCCAUAACAAGAUCCAUAAUUAAUAAGUAACAAGUUAUCUACCCACAAUUUUUUUAGACUUCGUUGGAACUUGGAUUGGUCACUGGUUAACUCACAAAAACAAUUCUCUUGCUACCAUUAGGUAAAUUUACUGACAUUUAAAAUAAAUUUCUCGAAAAUUAGUAAGAUUAUAGCGAUUUGUAAGACACAUUCAAGUUUGUUUCACAAUAAAUAAGUACGAGCCAGAGGCUAACCAACCUAUAAUCUACUCACAUCAAGCGCACACUCGUACAAUAAUUCACAUUAUUUGCAAGCGGGUUGAUAUCAAACUGCAAGAUUCAGUCACCCAUGCAAUCCCAAUCGCAACAUGCCAAACAAAAGGAAUUAAUUGGUUGCACCAUCGAUCUGUAGCAAUUAGUAAAGACCAACUUGUCUUAUUUUCUUUGUAGUUGCUUAAUUCGGCAAUUAUCCCUGCCCUAAUUAUUAAUCCAGAAUCUACUCUACCGGAUAAAAGGUAUUAUUUGGGUGAGUCGCCAAACAAUGGUGAUGCUUCUUAUGUGCAAGCUAAGACCAAAUUAAAUAGAGAUCAUAUUAUUUCCCAGUUCUUAAAUUUGGACACAACAAUCCAAAAGUUAAAAAAUGGAAAAGUUUUUUUAAUUAUUGACAGGGUAGGUAUUAUGAAAAAUUAUGAAGUAUACAAAAUAGACUUACAAACCGUACAAACUAGAACGACAAAAUAUACAAUGAGAUUUACAGACAAUACAAAACAUACGAAUUAUACAAACAAUACAAAGUAGACCAAAAAACAAUACAAACCAUAAAAAAUGGAAAAACAACCAGAUUGACUUUGGAGGCUUCAUCCCUAUAUAGAGGGGCACCGUCCGAAAGUCAACCCGAUUGUUUUGUUAGACAUACUAACAUUACAAACAUGGUGGACAAAAAUUACAAAGUAGACCGACAUACCAUACAAAAUGGAAGAACACCCAAGUUGAUUUUGGAGGAUUAAUCUCUAUAUAGGGGAGUUAAAAAAAAACAUUACAAACUGACAAAUAUUAAAAAAGAAACCAACAAACAUUACAAAAAUAACAAAUCUUACAAACAUUA
Molecule: messenger RNA, 4037 nt
Organism: Linum trigynum
Lineage: Eukaryota; Viridiplantae; Streptophyta; Magnoliopsida; Malpighiales; Linaceae
Source: the annotation of a GenBank genome assembly